This is a messenger RNA of Pomacea canaliculata, 5336 nucleotides long. RefSeq lists its product as uncharacterized. The transcript has 6 exons. The record is from RefSeq and is a predicted model, not a curated record. NCBI's taxonomy places the organism in Eukaryota, Metazoa, Mollusca, Gastropoda, Architaenioglossa, Ampullariidae. Bases 1531 to 2973 code for a protein of 480 amino acids.
AAGGAAGGAAGGAACAAAGAUUGUUUCACCACAGUCGUUCAUAACAAGGUAAAAGUCGUUCAUAACAAGGCUGUAAAAUUGUCGGUAGCUAUAGUGUAGUACAUGUAUAUGUAAUGUUUAUGUCGAACACCGGAGACCAUUUCCAGCUCGUGGAGGUCACUAGCUGACUGUCCCCCAGAGAGACUGUUGCUGAUGGGGUAUGGGGUGGGAGUCCUAGUGGAUACCUAGCAAGAAGCACGGCCAUGGAGCUUUCUCUAACCUUCCAAGCAUCCUACGUGCACACGAGCGCGUGGUACGUGCUCUUCCACAGGAGGAACCUGCUCACAGAAAUGGCCAAGAACAGAGAACUUCUGCCACUUGUGUUUAUUUAGGUUGCUUCUCAAAGCAACGCUCACAGAUCUUGCUGCCAGAUUGAGGAGGAUAAACACGAAAUGGAUGUCGGUCAGCUGCAGCUACAAGUUGAUGGAGUCACUCGCUCGUUUGCUGAGUGGAGUGCCUACUACGCCGACACCUACUACCCGAGGCUGGGGGACCAGUGCUACCGGGUGCCGGCACUGCACUUCAAUCAACAGAACCUCGUUGCCGACGAAAUGUUCAAAGGCAUGAAACUAGGUGUACCUGUAGGUAAACAUUUCCAAACACUGAUCCAUUACAUCUUAUAGAGAAUUUUAAACAUUCAAUUGUGGAGGCGAGCUUAAUGCACUACGAAAAAAAAAAAAAAAAAAAAAAAAAAUAACCAAACAAAAAAAGGGGUGGGGGUGGGAAGAGGCAUAGCUGAUCAUUAAAAAUACAGUAGUAGAGAAUAAAGUUUAUCCAUUUUGUUUACAAUGUGAGUAAUGAUGACGGAGGUAUCAGAACUGAUGAGGGAACAUAUUUUAGUUAGCUUACGAUGUUCCAUGUUUACAUUACCUAUGAUACAAAAUGAAGCUUCUGCAACAUGAAUGAUCAGUACAGCGUUAAAUUAAUAUCUUUUAACAGUAUUUUGCUAAGGAGGGGGGGGGGUGGAAAUUAACGUGUCGUGUUAUAUUUCCUCUGUGAUAGAACCAAAGCAAAUCCUUUGGGGAACUAGCUCACACCCUUGUGCUUGAAUACUUCGAGGAGGUUGGCCACAGACUACAAGCUAGAGGCAGCGGACCUCUCUUCAUCAUCAGCAGCGUCAACUACGACAACUACCUGGCCAGGCUCAAGACACCUGUGAAAGCGAAUAAAAGAAAGAAGAAGGGAACUAGAGGCGCAGACUUCAGAAAAGAGGAAGACGAGAAAACACUGAAAGACGAUGCCAAGAAAAGCAUCGGACAAAGGCCCGAAAACCACGUGACUUUCACCUCAGCUGACAAGGGUGAGCGCGGCGGGCCGAGAGCUCGUGACAACACGGGACAAGCUGUGAACGGUGCUCAUGAUUCGGCCUUUGCCCACAUUACGACGACUAACCAGAGAGCAGGGAAACGAGAAGAGCGAUGACAAGUUGUGGCGAGACAGCAGCAGAGAGGACGAAGGGGAAUGUAGGAGAGAAAGUGACGACACGUGCAGAUGACGUCAGAGGGCGAGGAGGGUAGCGAGGAGGCAGCGGCAAACAGAGUUAUCCCGCCUCGGCCCAAGGAGAUGGGGCAGCGUCCACAGAGAGGAGACAUCGACAUCGUCAUCAUCAGCCAGAAGUAUGGCGUCGUGCUGGUCGAGGUCAAGGCCGCUGGCGUGAGUGGCAGCUCGUGGGCUCACAACGAGGCGGCGAGUCGUGACGCAUACCGCAGCGUCCUCCUCAAGGCUGCAAAACAGCUCAACCGUGCAAGUCACGUGUUCCGCUUCAUCACACCUGACCUCAUUCCGCCUCCAGACAUCACCCUCGUCAUUGCUGUCCCCUUCAUGAGUCGUCGUCAGCUUCAUCAGAUCUUAUUGGAAGGUAAAGGGGAAUUUUGUGACAGCUUCCAUUACUUGUGCAAAGGCGAUUUGAAAAACCGGAAGUGGGUGACAGGGUUGUUCACUAAACACGAGGCGUGCAGGCAGCAGAGAGAAACAGUCGGCCACGAUUGGUGUUCAAGUGAUGCUGGAGCUGGAACUGAGGGUCUAGGAUGCUCUUUGUGUCGGUGGUGGGAUGAAAAUAUCACGGAGUGUACUUGUCUCCCCCUUCAUCAAGUGAAGAGUAUUGUCGGAAGAAUUUGUGGUUUGAUGUCGAUCGUGUCAGUGUGGACACAAACCACACCCCGGGUGGAGGUGAGGACGACUGGGCAGGCUGUCAGCGAGGUCGGGAGACGGGUGGCCGACAUCGUGCUGCUGCCGGAACAAGCCGCUUUGUUGGCCGACACCUCCUGCAACCGCGUCUGUCUGACCGGCCCCAUGGGCUCCGGCAAAACACUGCUGCUGCAGCUGAAAGGCCGUCAGUGGCUGGCGGAAGGCCGAAGGGUAGUGAUCCUCAACGUGCGAACAAGCGGCCGCGGGAGAGCCGUCGGCUAUGCCCUGGAAGAAGCUAUUGUUAGACAGGAUGGUGAGAGCGCCUCCACGGGGACAGUGGAGAGACACGACCUGGCGAUCGCUGAAACAAGCUUGGAACAGCUGGCGGCCAGACUACAAGUGAGCGGGUCGGUGGAGGACAUUUGCUUCAUCUUAGACGAAUUGACAAAGCAGACUUUCGACUUCGUACUGCAGCUAGCUGGAAGGUACCCAGACUGCCCUGUGUGGUGCGUGGCCAUGUUCCUCCACUCCCCACUUCAAGGCUUUCGUCACUUCCGGUUAGGCGACGUGCUGCGGUCUCCACCAUCCGUGCAGCUCUUGCUCCGCCAGCUGGACUUGAACCCUUACCACCACAAGGCUUACACCACGCGCAGUGCCGCUCGGGGCCUGCCGUGCGACGGUCCUCCUAUUAUCCUCAUUCAGCAUCGCCUCCACGACCCUUCCACCCGCCCCCUCCACUGCCACCAGUGCGCCAUCGAGCUGGCUGAUAUUUGCAGCACACGCUGGGCCUGGCCUCGGGGCCAAUGAUAGCCACGUGCCAAUGAUAACGACGACACGAAAGUCUAAGCCCUCAGCCGUCGAGGCGACUCGUUGUCCUUUAGAGAUGUGCUGCUGCUGGUGGGCAUGCCUGUCGACGCCUACAGACCCGUAAGCGGCGGACUCUUCCAGGCGGGGAAAGAGGACGUUAAAAAGUUCUGCCGCCAUGUCCUGUCCAGCCCGAUCCUUGCUGAACUGAGGGAGCGAGGACUUCCGGUGAAGCUGGUGGUCGAUAACACGUCCAGGGAGAUCGCAAUUCCUUCCUCUGACGAGAUUAUUCUGGCUGACGUCAUGGGUACCCACGGCCUGGAGCGGAAAGUGGUUUUUUUCCUGCCUGGGGGCCGCCUGUACGAAGACAUGGGGCGAAUUACUGACACACAGAUACAAGCAGACGACCAGUGCGUGUUGGACGACAUGUUUGGGGGAAUGAUGGUGGCAGCCUCACUAGACCCAUCAUCUCCCUACCACGUGUCUUCCGACUCCUGGCCUCACAGGGGAGGCAACACCAGCAGUAACGCAGCGGCAGUCCGUUCGUUUGGGAAUGGAGGUCAGAGGUGACUCGCCUGCGCUAACGUCAUUGGCGGCCCAAGACCAGACGCGGGCUGAUGCCGCCAUCUUGGUUCCUGACGUCACGGACGAAGUAUCAAGGAGGACGGAGGAGGUGGAGCGGCUGCGCGAGGCCCUGGACUGUCUGUCGAUGGACGACCAGGACUGGCUGUUCAUUGCUGCCGCUCGCUGUGUGGCCCAGUUCAUCUUCGUCGUGCCUUGUCCAGAAAGGUGAAGGCCACACACAGUCUCUAACCUCGCUCACUCACGAGUGUCAAGGUCACAGUCUGACGUCAUGUCCACUCACCUUUUUGCAAGGGGAAGCAUUAAUAUCGCAAUAAGGGAGGUAAGAGUGGAAAACGUGACCAUGAAACUGUGAUGUCACUGACCGUUGUACUAGCUUCCCUGCGUAGUGCGUGUGUAAGGUGGGGUCAGAGGUCAGUCUUGGCCUGACAUGCUCACCACACGAUGUUUAUCUUUUCAAACUUAGUUGUGUUCAAAGGGAGAUUAUUUAUGUAUUUCGUAUUCUAAACUUUCAUAUUGCGGACAGUGUAGUACCAAGAUUUGUUGCCCGAUUCUUCAGCAUCCAUUGAAGUUUUUCUUCCGCUGAUCCAAAGAAGAAAAAGGACAAAUGAAGGCAAGUAUAACAUAAUCACCUUUUUCUUGGCUAAACUUAAAGGUAGGAGGGUCCCACUGACACGUUUUUAUGUUUUUGAAUGCACGAGCACGUGCUCAGGUUCCUAUUCAUCAAAGUCGUGACAAGCAGAGAUAGAAACGUGGUUAUUGAACAAGAAUCAGAAAUAAAGGUUUGGCACAAUUUGCUGUUGCGAGAAAAAAUGGAUUAUAGGCUAGCGAUGGAGCAACUGCAUUUGAAAAGCAAAGUUUGAUUAGCGUGUCUUAUUUGAUAUUGGUGUUUGUCUGCCAAGUAGCUUCCGUUAGGCCUUCCACCCCGCCUCCAAGUAAACAAAGCCCGCCCCCCAUUACUGGUGUGACCAGUCGUGCCUUCCCUCCUGUUAGUUGGUUAGCUAGCCACAGUUACUUCAGGACUUUUCUGACUUUUGUUAGUUUAUUUCCACAGCUUCUAAAGCUUCGUCUUUAGCCACAGUGUACACAGCUUACUAUAUUUUGCCGGAUAUUUGUGUAGAGAUCGAUUGCAAUUAUAAUCAGCUACAACUUUUAAUUACGCAGACCCCGAAACUUAAGCUUGUGUAUUCAUCUGUCAUGCAGCAAGAACCUGAUGGCGCGCUUGUUCUGACGGUGGUCGCAGAUGAGCUGCACUCACUAGGACACUCCAAGAGAAAACAAAAGGCAACCGAUGUUGACCUCACCGGGGUGUGCCAAUGUCGGCUCAGCUAUGUAACAGCUUCUGUGUUCCAGCCAACGGGUUCCCUUGCAGCUCUUUGGCCACGCUGGAGAGAGGCGCCCUCAAGCCAUCGGUCAAACAAGAUGAGCACGCCGGCCACGAACUCGCAGGGGAUGCCGGCGUUGAUGAGGACGAGCUUGAAGUCGGACAGUUUGGGCUCGUUGACGAACACGGCCGUGUGGGGCUGCACCUGUAACAUAAAGCACUCUGGAUGGUCUUCUUCUAUACACCACUGCUGCACAAAAAUACCCCGCUGACCCGGACAUCAACAACGUAACCUCCCAGUCACAGAAAAUCAUUAUGCCAUUCUCAACAAAUGUUCUGCCCUACAGCUAACUGGCAUUGUUUGAAUAUGUUUAUAUGUUUAUGGAAUAAAUGUCUACAGUUGAUCGAGUUUGUAAUACAACACACAUACAAAAAAAAACAAAAAACAAAACAACCAACC